AUGGCUCUCAAGCAUAAGCAACAAGCCAGCAGCUCUUGUAAAACUUCAUCUGGUUUCAAUUUGCAUCCUUCUACCUUGGAGUCUAAGCAAAUGGAAACCUCUAGAAAAUCAAGCUUGACACUAGCAGUUAACUCUACUCUGCAGGAAUUGCUCAGAGGUUCAGCUGGAUCUUCAACUGCCUAUAGAAAGGCCAAUAGCAAGGCCAACCAAGGUUUAAAGUCUGCUUCUCAAUCACACAGCAGGUCUAAGGCCCAGAUGGUCCCCAAAUCAAAGUCAGCUCGUCCUCUUGACUUCCAGUUUAUAGCUGGUGAAAUCAUUUUCAUUCCUUGUGGGACAAAACAGCCUAAGAAGACCUCGCAUUCAUACAUCCCCCUUCUGACACCUGUUCUUUGCAAUCCUCAAAUGCCAACUCUGGUGGAAGUCCAGACUCUUGAAGUCAUGAGACUAGUGAUCACAGAUCAUAUUGAUGAUUACAAGGAGCACCAAGAUGAGAUCUUUCAAUAUCUGCCCCAAUACUAUCUUUGUGUCAAGGAGAAGCAAAGAAUCAUAAUCCCUCCUGGUAUCCAAUUCCCUGAUGGAUCAUUGGUGGCACGAAAUGCAAGGACAAAUAAGAGAGGUGGAUUUCGAGAAAAUGUGGUCAUUCUAGCCACUCGCCAGAGCAUCCCAACAUCAGUGUUACAAGGAUGGGUGAAAUCAAAAGGGAAGGAUAAGAUGCCCUCUCUCCCAUCUAGAUCGGCAUCUCAUUGUUACAGUGCCCCACUCUUUUUCCCAUCAUCACUGUGGACUCCUAUAUGGCUGUACUUCUAA
Suillus subaureus is the source of this 807-nucleotide messenger RNA. RefSeq lists its product as uncharacterized. The transcript has 5 exons. The record is from RefSeq and is a predicted model, not a curated record. Bases 1 to 807 code for a protein of 268 amino acids. Lineage: Eukaryota; Fungi; Basidiomycota; Agaricomycetes; Boletales; Suillaceae.